ACACGGAGCCGCGGCGCCCAGAGCCGCUCCCGCUUCCCGAGCCGGCCCAGUCCCGUCCCCGCGGCCCCCAGCAUGCGGUGGCUGCUCUGCGCGCUGCUGCUGCUGCUGCGGCUGCAGCUCGGCCACAGCCGCUCCCCGGCCGCAGAGUUGUACAGCCUGGAAAUAACCAACAAUGGUCCCAUCACAACGGGAGCUCAAGCUACUGUUCAGGCCAGGCUAAGAAUGAAGAACGAAAAUGUCACAUCCAACUGGUAUCACUUUAACUGGGUCUAUGCUCCUCUGAUUCUGAUUGAGAAAUCCGAGCAGCAGCUUAAUUCCAUAAUUAACGUGACUGGUGAAUUCCCUGGCACUUUCCCUGUGUCUGUCUGGGUGACUCACAAACACUGUUGGUUGUGUCGGCCGAUUGCAAGAAACGUCACCGUGCUCCAGAUUACAGAAUUUAUCACAGGGAACCUCACCAUAGCCCAGAUAGAGGACAGCAGAGUUACCACACGUGGUUCUAGCCCCUCCACGGACACAGUGACCCGGAUUUCUUUCUCUCUUCAUGACCCAAGUCAUUACUUCAAGUCAGCAUCAUUUGUCUACAACUGGGAUUUUGGAGAUGGGGUUUACCAGAUUACCAAGGAACCCUUUGUCUACUGCAACUGCUCCUCCAUGGGGAACCGCACAGUGCACCUGAAGGUCGUGGCUGAAUGGGAGCAGGUUGGGAGCAUCAUUCACGAGAGAGAAAUGAUGCAGAAAACUGGUGAUUUUACCACAGCUCUGGAGCUCUUGGAUGCUGUUAAAAGUAUUGACAUAGUGGGCUCCAGAGAGACUCACGUAAUGGAAAACCUGAAUUUGUCUCUUCAUAUCAAUGGCACCCCACCACUAGCAUUAUGCUGGCUUAUAAAAUCCGAGUGCAUUCCACUUGAAGGUGACAAAUGCCAUCUGGUGGAGAUCAGUGGCUCCUGCUACAACCUCAGCCACACUUUCAGGGACGCGGGGCAGUACUGCCUCAGUGUCAGGGUGGAGAACGGCGUGACAAUGCUGCAGACGUACCACGGGAUCAAAGUGCGGCCAGCAGGAAUCCACCCAGCUUUUUUUGUCCUGCUCUGCACUGCUCUGGUUUCAGCGAUGCUGGUACUGGUGCUGUACACAACUUUUCGAAGUCACACACAACAAAAAGAUCUCGUGGAGGUAGCUGACUUUGACUUCUCUCCACUGGCUGAUGAACACCGGUCUAAUCAUUCCAAGUCAGGCUGUGGCCCAGUAUGUUGCAGAUCAUGUUUUCUUCAACCAUCAAAAGAAGCUGCCUGGGAGAGUCAUGAACUUCUACAUUCACUUUACAAGCCAGUCAAAAUGUACACACUGUGAAGAACACAAUUGCACUUUGUUUGCACUGUCUAACUUUCUCACUUAGGCUAAGCCAAAAAAGCCUGGUGCUGCAUGAAUGGUUUGGUUUUGCCAAUGCAAUGAGGUUCACCACUUUAAGUCCAGCACUUGAGUACUUCAUUUUCUGAACUUAAAAAGAACAAGAAACACAGUAAAAGUAGCUUUGUAUUUUUAACUUAUACGGGUGUGUACAUUUACAGCUGUAAAUGCAGCAUUUUAUUCUUAUGAAAGAUUGUUUUAUGUGCAGGUUUGCUAAAUUCACUACCUCUUGUAAUUUCUCUGUUCCUUCUGUUCUCUGUUCCAAAGAAGAAAAUGCCUAAGACAAACAUACCUCCUUUCCUAUGUACAACAACAUUACUGGAAAUGGAAGUCACCCAAAAUACUGUUGAAUGUGUAUUUCUUCUAUCAAGGAACUGAUGUGUUCAUGUUGAAAACAGAGGAGGUGUUUCCAAUGAACCAGACUACCUAAUUAUGUUGUCCUUUUUACUGUCUGAAAGGACUCCUUUUUAAGCUAAUGGGCUUCUGUCAGACUGCAGUGGUAGUGGCAUACUCACCUGCUAGCAGUAUUUUGGUCCUGCAUAAACCUCCACAUGUCCACCACUUUCUAAAAUAGAGCACCACU
Messenger RNA from Melozone crissalis (California towhee), 1993 nucleotides. It is a transcript of the gene TMEM130, whose product is annotated as transmembrane protein 130. The record is from RefSeq and is a predicted model, not a curated record. The transcript is spliced from 8 exons. The coding region runs from base 73 to 1353 and encodes 426 amino acids. NCBI's taxonomy places the organism in Eukaryota, Metazoa, Chordata, Aves, Passeriformes, Passerellidae.